Vespa mandarinia (Asian giant hornet) is the source of this 1466-nucleotide messenger RNA. Its product is annotated as chymotrypsin-2-like. Gene Ontology annotation, biological process: proteolysis. NCBI's taxonomy places the organism in Eukaryota, Metazoa, Arthropoda, Insecta, Hymenoptera, Vespidae. Gene Ontology annotation, molecular function: serine-type endopeptidase activity. The record is from RefSeq and is a predicted model, not a curated record.
GGUUCGUUCCUCUAAUUCGCCAUUGGGUCAAAGAUAUAGUACAUAUACGUAAAGUAAUACCAGUAAAAUUCUUUCGAAUCUUUAUUUAUAUUUGUCAAGUAAGCAAAUACCAGAUGAUAUCGCCAUCGCUCCAUUUUAGUAAAUCAUCGGAAGACGUAAGCUCGAUUGCCUAGCGUGAUAUUAUUUACAUAAUAGAAUCGUGAGUAAAGACAGGUGUAAUCGAAGGACGCGAAAAAAUCGUAUUACAUUUUACUCUAUGAAAAUUUAGUAACUUUAGACGCGACAUGACGAUUUGCAAUAUUACAGUUUUAUUUUUGAUAGUCGCGUCGGUGUCGGCAGCUAUCGGCCGAGAGACUCGCGGUCCGCGCCUCAAAAGAAUAGUAGGAGGAGAAGACAGCGGCUCGAACGAGUUUCCCUUUCAAGUUUCUUUACGUUACUCGGAUACCGUGCACAUUUGUGGAGGUGCCUUGAUAAGCGAAAGACACGUCUUGAGUGCUGCACAUUGCGUAUGCGAACUUUUCGACGAGCCUUACGACGAUCUGUCGGUGGUAACUGGUACGAGGAGCGUUAAAAAAGGCGGUCAGUUUCAACGAGUUAAAAGCAUCCAUUGUCAUCCCGAUUACGUUUUUGGGGCGAAAGGCUCGUGGACCCACGAUUUGGUGAUAAUCACGUUGAGCGACAACGUAACUUUGAAUUCUGCACAAAAUCUUAUUGACCUGCCAGUUUCGGACGCGCCAGAAAACAUAUCGGUAAUCUUAACCGGUUGGGGUAGACAUCAUUCGUUCGGUCCAUUGUCGGAUAUUCUACAAAAAGUUACUCUCACCACUAUAACCAACGAAGAUUGUCAAACGUAUUACAAUAAUACCAUUUUACCAUCUCACCUGUGUACUUUAGAACAUGAGGGAGUUGGCGCCUGUAAGAUUCCAGAGAUGGCACAAUACAUACCAAAUUUUAUAACUAAAGAGGAAGAAGAACAAAUAAUAAAACAUAUAAAUGCUGUUCCCCUUCCAAAGUGGACUCAAUUAAGUUACAGAAGAUUACAAAAUUGGGGCGGUAUACCCCAUCCCAAAGGGAUGAUAGCGGAGGAAAUACCAAGCUGGCUUCGAAUUUACAUUGAUAAAAUAACUUCUUUAAAUGUUUUCGAACGAGAUAAGCCACCCAAUCAUGUAUUAAUCAAUGAGUAUUUGCCUUCGCAAGGAAUAAUGAAAUUUGAAUUUUUAACAGGCACACUCGGAUGGUCCACUUUUUUAUCCAAUUGUAACCACCAUCAGUUGCGGUUCUCAUACUCUUCUAGAUUUCUACAAACGUAACGAUAUUAUGGAGCCGCAACAACUUAAAUUGGAGUUCAGUUUGUUGUUAGAACGUAGAAGUCUUUUGAUUUUGAGAGGAGACCUGUAUAAUGAUUAUUUACAUGCUAUUGCGGAAACUUGUACCGAUACUAUUUCAAAGGGAAUAAUCAAAAAUAU